AUGCCUGCGAAGCGGAAGUCGGAGAAGAAGGAAGAGCAGGUCUUUGUGGAGGAGGAGGGCCGCUACGUGCACGAGGAGCAAUCAGCGCGAUAUGUUGGCGGUUUACGGCGGUUGACGGAAAGCACAUUUCGCUGUCGCCACGGCCGCGGCGUGUUUAUGAGCCCCACGAUUCGCUACGACGGCGACUGGCAUGAAGAUGAGAUGCAUGGAAACGGUGAACUGCGAUUUCUCACAACAGGUGAUUUGUACCGCGGCCAGUUUUCCCAUGGGGUUUUUGAGGGGACUGGCACGUACACGUGGGCGUCAGGGGCGUCGUAUGAGGGCGCAUGGCGUGCCAACCGCAUGCACGGACUCGGCACGUACACAGAUGUGAAUGGCAAGGUGUGGAAUGGCAAGUUUUAUAACGGCACUGGCCCUGGACUUACACCCUUCGCGGGUGGCAUAUGUAAAGAAAAGGCAGCAGUAAAAAAAGAAGUAGAAGAGGCGGUUGCAUUGAAAACCGCCGGUGUGUUAUAA
Molecule: messenger RNA, 516 nt
Organism: Trypanosoma cruzi
Lineage: Eukaryota; Euglenozoa; Kinetoplastea; Trypanosomatida; Trypanosomatidae
Exons: 1
Coding region: 1-516 (171 amino acids)
Source: RefSeq, a predicted model, not a curated record